CAUGAAUUGUGCAGUGUGAACCAGUGGGAAGGGGACAGGAGCAAAGGAGGGAAUGGAAUGGUUUUGUCUGGAAGCUUCGCGCUUGGUUUAAUUUAUUUCCCCGUGGUGAGGCAAAUGGGAGUUUACGGCGAGCUUUAGCGUCCUAGUUGAGAGGUGUAAUGGUGUGCGUUUCAUGUUCUCUUGUGUGAUGUAGUGUGUGCUCACGACUUGGGUUCUAUCAUGUGUGGUUUUGAAGAAACUGAGAAUUGCCCUUGUGCCGUUAAAGAUUUGAUCGCCGGACGUGUUUAUCACAUCGUGGGCUGUUACAGCAAAGCGGUUAGAAACGGCUCACCCUGAAGUACGAGGAACAACAGCAUGAAAAUACCCAGCAACAGUCGUCGUUUUCGGCUCGUCAUUUUGCAGAGACAAAAGAGUCUCCCCACUCAAGAAAGAAGAUGAAAGAGGACUGGAAGGAGGCAGCUACGAGCUACCACUGUUCAAGUGACGUUUCACGAUAAAACCAGGAUGCAGCAGACAUAUCUAGGAGCGUAUGGUGUUCUAAACUGAGUAGCACGGCGGAGUGAUGCCGCAAGUCGAUGACUCUCUGCGCGGAAUCACGAUUGCGCCGGAUAUAGAAACGCUGUGUGCUCCCUUGGCCGGGGGUCACGUCGCGCACGUGCAGUGGCGGUCCUCUGAAGACAUCGAAACACUGCCAAUCUCCUGAUCAGCUGGGCCACCAUGUCAAAGAUGGCGGCCAAACAGCGUGCCCUCGCGGAUGACUACUGUGGAAGUGCAACGGUAGUGGGUGCUACGAAGGCAGCUGACCUCACAUCCGCUACAGAUAAUCGUCGUCUGGUUCCCAUCGUUGUGCGGAAAGUUCAGUUCACGCCUUCCGCGCUGUUAGCAUCAUACUGCUAUAUAGCUAGCUCGUCGCUUGGCUGAACUCUCACAGCACUUUCAGCAGGGUGCCAUUAGCGACUGCGUGUCAAAGUACGAUUAUUAGCACGCUGUAGAAUUGUUGUCAUCGUCUACACUGCCGAUUAGUGUACGAUCAUCUCUCGGAAAGGUUACGUAGAAUAUUUGAACGUACCGAACUCUCUCUCUCUCUCUUUCUCUACCUUGCAGAAGCACAGCACCCCUCUUCAAAGCCUAUUCGAGUUAUUAUCACGUUUUCGUUUUGCAUCCAUCAUAUCACAUAAAAUGUAACAAAUUUAGCAAGCCCAUAAGAGACUAUAGUGCUUCGUGGAAUAAGGGGGAACAACAAUAAUUACAUCGCAUACAUCUGUUUGUGUCAGCAUGGUGUUCAUAUGGACUACACCCCUUCGCACACUGACAUUCGCGUAAGCUUCUGAGAAAGAAUUUGUUCUGCAGAAGCUUGGGAUCACGGUGCGACCGUGAUCGAAUCGAACGCGGUGUGAACGUUGUUUGGCUGUGGUCUGUGAACGGUGCUGGGGGCAUUAUGAGAAGAUGGUCGCAGCCAGACGGCAGAUGUAGGGAAGGGUGGCGGAAAGCGACGGUCCUAAGGCCGCCAUGUUGGGGGAUGUCCGUACGUCGAACACAUCGACAACAGCAGCGCCUCUGACGUCAUCGACAAUGCGUCCCUCCACCCGCUACGUGCCAACGCAAGCUUCGCCCUAUGAGGUCCCUCCUUACCACAGCAUCGGGGUACUCAAACCGCCGCGUCCCACAGUUUCCUUGGACCCACGGCCAGUGCUGAUCCCAAUUCUGUCUUCGGUGAUCUGCUUUCCCAUCGUGGCGUUCGCAAUCAUCUGUCUUCUGAGGUACAGAGCAUUGAGACUACGCAAGAAGGAACACCAAAGACGGUUACGUGGAGGAAUGCGUUCAGCGCGGCUGGAAAUUCCUGGUCGCGAGAAGCCGUCCCUUUUCUCCCGAGACUCUUCAUCAGGGGACACGACGUCUCGCCCUCCUGGCCAGGAGGAGGAGGAGGAGUCUGGGCGCCGCGCGCGCCUUGCGUCUUCCUCUUCCGACGAGGAUGAAGACUUCUCGAGCGAUGUCCUCGCUCGCCGCAGCAACAACAAUCACGUCAAGUUUGGUGCUGCCGCGGCCAUACUGCAUGUGCCUGGUAUUCCAAGCCCCCGGUCGACCUCCCCUCGCCGCUCGAGUACCACACGCCGCUCGAGUUCCCCACGCCGGUCGAGUUCCCCGCGGAGUGCGGGUUCUCCUCGCUCUCCGUCAGUUAGCUUCCUGGACGUUGUCGGCGUAAUUGGUGAUGACUCUGACGAUGACGCUGAUGAUGAGGACGACUUGGAGCCGACUGAUGCCAGGUAGCGCCGGCCAAGCAGCAGGGCUUCGCGUAGCAGCUUGGCCCUGCUGGAGACUUUGCUCUGAGCGAAGUCUCAACUGUUAGCAGAGGAGUAUGCCGGCACCAAAGAAUAGUUGUAGGGGGACACUGCUUGUAACAGCGUUAAAUGCGACAAAAGCGAAUAGAGCUGUAGCAGAUGGACUGAUAAUUAAUAGCUACUAGAAGUGCUCAGUUGAAGAAUAACUACAUGACACACCUUCUUAUUUGACUCGCUUUUAGAAAUGAUGAAAAUGAUAACAC
This is a messenger RNA of Ornithodoros turicata, 2542 nucleotides long. RefSeq lists its product as uncharacterized. Bases 1510 to 2268 code for a protein of 252 amino acids. The transcript has 7 exons. The record is from RefSeq and is a predicted model, not a curated record. Lineage: Eukaryota; Metazoa; Arthropoda; Arachnida; Ixodida; Argasidae.